This is a messenger RNA of Linepithema humile (Argentine ant), 5141 nucleotides long. Lineage: Eukaryota; Metazoa; Arthropoda; Insecta; Hymenoptera; Formicidae. The record is from RefSeq and is a predicted model, not a curated record.
GUUUCAUCGUCCAGUCUUCAAACAAUAUUCAAUAUUACAGUGACACAACGCAUUUUUAAAUUCAAAUAUCAUAAAAAGAUACCGCAACAAGUAAAACCAAAUAAAAUAAGAUAAGUAUAUUUGCAUCUAUUUUUCUGCAUUUGUAUAUCCAAUAAAAUAAUUAGAAUUAUGGGUACCGAAAAAACAUAUCAAUCGUAUAUUAAUACCGAAUCCAGUGACGAAAUUGUUAUUUCUGGUAUCGCUGGUAGAUUCCCAAGCUCAGACAAUAUGAGACAAUUACAAGAAAAUUUAUUCAACAAAAUUAAUCUUGUUAAAACAAAUCGCCUUCGAUGGAAUAUAGAGCAUUUGGACAUACCAAUUCGCAUGGGGAUAAUUAAUAAUGUGGAGAAGUUUGAUGCCAAUUUUUUUGAUAUAUCUUUCAAGCAAGUAAAUGUAUUAGAUCCUAUGACAAGAAUGUUAUUGGAACAUACUUACGAAGCAAUUAUCGAUGCAGGAAUCAAUCCAAAAGAAUUACGAGGAAAAAAUACUGCUGUGGUCGUAGGAACAUCUAUAAUCGAAUCACAAGAAAAAUUUUUAUACGAGAAUUUGCCGAUAAGUGACGGAAAUAUCAUAGGCUGUGCUAAAUCUACAUUAGCAAAUCUAUUAUCACAUUUAUUCGAUCUUAGAGGUCCGUCGCAAACGAUCGAUACUGGUUGUAGCACUAGUCUUUAUGCCAUGGCUGUUGCUAAAGAUUAUAUUACAUCGGGUCAAUGUAAUGACGCAAUUGUUGCAAGUGCACAUAUAUCUCUACAUCCAACUGUAAAUUUCCAAUUUUUUCACUUUGGUAUUUUAGCACGUGAUGGUUACUGUAGACCUUUUGAUAAUGCUGCAAGCGGUUAUACGCGUGCCGAAAUAGUGUCCGUGGUAUACCUUCAAAAAGCUAAAAAUGCAAAACGAAUUUAUGCUAUAUGCAAGCAUGCUAAACUAAAUAAUGACGGUUACAAAAAAGAAGGAAUAACGUAUCCAUCGACGCACAUGCAAAGCACUUUAUUAACGGAGUUUUACAAUGAGUGCAAAGUACCACCACCCUACUUGGAUUACAUUGAAGCACAUGGUACUGCUACUACAGCUGGCGAUGCUCAAGAGAUCAAUGCUAUUCAUAACGUUCUGUGUCAAAAUAGAAAAACACCAUUGAUGGUGGGCUCUGUAAAAUCCAACCUUGGUCACUCUGAACCCGCCAGCGGUUUGGCACAAAUCGCUAAAGUGAUAAUAGCAUUUGAAACCGGUUUUGUACCACCAAACAUUAAUUUUACAUCACCGCGGAACGAUAUAGACGCUUUGAAGGAUGGAACUAUCCGUGUUGUCACAGAAGCAUUGCCGCUUAAAAAUGGUUAUAUAGCCAUAAAUAAUUUCGGAUUCGGUGGAGCCAAUGCUCACACCUUAUUACAAUGGAAUGCCAAAAAAAAGAUUAAUAAUAGAGCACCUAAUAAUGAUUUGCCAAGACUUGUGGUAUUGUCUGGACGCACUGAAGAAUCAGUGAAAUUGUUUCUAAAUGAUAUUGCUAAUCAUCCAAUAGAUGUAGAAUAUAUUCGUUUACUACACGACAUUCACACAGACGACAUAGAUGAUCAUUCAUGGAGAGGAUACAUUAUACUGGAUGCACAAAAAAAUUCCAUAAAAAAAGUUCAAAAUUGUAAAAAUAUAAAAAGACCUAUUUGCUUUGUAUUCUCUGCCUUAGAAUCGAAAUUGCCAGAAAUGGGUAAAGAGCUAUUAAAAUUUCACGCAUUUGCGAAUGCCGUAAAAAUGUGCGAUGCUAUUUUAAAACCGUAUGAUAUAAGUAUUACGAACAUUUUGACGAAGAUUGAUAAAAGAUUAAACGAAAGCGCUUUACACAACUUUGUUGGUAUCAUCGCCUUCCAGAUUGGUUUAGUAGAUCUCCUAACAUGCUUAAAUAUUAUUCCGGAUUAUAUAAUUGGGCAUUUUGCUGGUGAACUCGCUUGUGCUUAUGCGGAUGGGUGUCUAACUAUGGAACAAACAAUUCUAUCAGCGUACUUUAUUGGAAUAGCAUGUACUAAAGGCAAAUCUGUUCAUAGUUCUAUGAUAACUGUUAAUCUUGAUUACAAUGCUCUUAAAAGCACAUGUCCGACGGAUAUAGAAAUAAUAUGCCGUAACAGUCGAAACAGUAAUAUUGUAAAUGGCCCCGUAAAAUCCAUAGAAAAAUUUAUACAAAAAUUACAGGAUAAUAAUAUUGACGUGAAAGAAAUCUCUUGUAAUAACAUAUCGUACCAUAGUCGUUACCUCGCAUUUGUGAAAACGCAACUAUUAUUUCAUUUAAACCAAAUAAUACCACAACCAAAAGAACGGAGUUCAAAAUGGAUCAGCACUUCUGUACCUCGCUAUAAAUGGUCUAAUGUAGCGUCAAAAUUAUGCUCAGCAAGCUACCAUACCAGUAGUAUAUUAAAUACUGUUCUUUUUGAACAAACAACGCAUAUGAUCCCAGAUAACGCCGUGAUUAUCGAAAUUUCACCAGUUAGCAUUUUGCAGGACAUUUUGAAAGAAUCGGUACAUGCAAAAUACAUAACGAAUAUUGUAUUGACUAAGCAAAAUGAACCAAAUGCUAUAAAUUUAGUACUGCGAGGGAUUGGAGAACUCUACAACUGUGGCUUCCAACCGCGGAUCGCCAAUUUGUAUCCGCCGGUGAAUUUUCCGGUUAGCCGAGGCACUCCUAUGAUCUCCCCAUCUAUAAGAUGGAAUCAUUCUGAAGAUUGGUUUGUAUAUAAAUAUCAAACACAUAAGCACAUCAAAUCCAGAGAAAGACAAGUAGAAAUAAUGACGGACGACAAAGAUUAUAAUUAUAUGACCGGUCACGUCAUUGACGGAAAAAAUUUGCUACCUGUGACAGGUUAUCUAAUGCUUGUUUGGGAAACCAUUGGAAUGACGAAGAACAAAAUACACACAUCAAUUCCAAUAGUAUUUCGAGAUAUAGAAUUUAUUCGGACUACUCAUUUUUCAAAAGAUGGCCCGGUGAAUUUGACAAUUGUGAUACAGAAAGAAAGCGGCAAAUUUGAAAUCACUGAAGGAGAUAGCACUGUUGUAACAGGUGUAGUGCACGCUACAUCAAAUGCUGAACAAGAAAUGGUGCCGAUUAAUCUGUUAUCGAUGGAUAUUGACGAGGAAGAAUGUAUGAAUUCUCGAGACAUUUAUAAGAAAUUAAGACUAUGCGGUUAUCAAUACAGCGAUGCAUUCUGUGGUUUGAAUAGCGCAUCAGUCUCAGGCAGCAAAGGGCAUAUCACUUGGACAGGUAAUUGGGUAACAUUCAUGGACAAUAUGCUGCAGAUGUAUAUAAUUGGAAAAGAUACCAGAAACUUAUAUAUUCCAACGAGUAUUGAAAAAUUGGUAAUUAAUCCUGCACUUCACGCAUCAACGUUGCGGGACGUGACAUCCGAAAAAAAUAAACAAAUACCAAUACGUAUAUAUAAAGAAAUAGACGUAAUUAAAUCUGGUGGAAUAGAGAUACGCGGCUUGAAAGUUACCUCGAUUUCUCGCCGAAAACCAAUUGGAAAUCCCGUUAUCGAAGAGUAUAAAUUUAUACCUCACCAAGAUCGCGCUGAUAUUUCGUUAAAUGAAACAAUUCGAAUAUCGACGCAGCUCGCGUUAGAGGAUCAUCAGAUCAGUAAAGCAACAAUCAUUGAACUAGUGGAAGAUGCAGAUAAUGUAAUGUUAGAAGAUCUAUCAUCGACGUUACUGAUUAAAGCUUUUGCUGAUAUUCCUUUAAUAAAAGCAAAUAUUGCUAUACUAACAUCGCCGAAUCGUUUCAAUCCAGCAGAGCUGUCUUCAAAUGUUUCGGUCGUAGAUUUAAACAAACCAUUUAUUGGCGACAAAGCUUUGAUAGCUACAGGAUUCAAUCUUUUGACGAAACAUCAGAAUUCAUUAGAAAAACUUUUGCCUCUUUUGAGGGAAGGCGGUUAUCUCUUAACACGCGAAAAAUGCAAUAUAAAUAACUACGACAAAUAUUUGCGUAAAUAUGCAUUAAGUGUUAUUCUGGAAAAACGUAUGAAUAAAGAAGUAAUUACACUUUUAAAGAAAAAAGUUACGAUAAAAAAUACAAUUGUUGUCUAUAUAAAUAAUAAUAAUUUUAAUUGGCUCGAAGACUUAAAGCAGCUUGUAGACGACGAGAAUAAACAUGAUGACAAUAGCAGAAUCGUAAUUGUUGGAGAGGGAGACUUUGAAUGCGGCAUAUUGGGUUUUAUUAACUGUUUGAGAGAAGAGCUAGGUGGACAACUGAUUAGAGGUGUGCUUAUUCAAGACAAGAAUGCUCCAAAAUUUUCUCUACAGGAUCCGUUCUAUAUGCAACAAUUAGAAAAAGAUAUGAGUGUUAAUGUUUUGCGACCUAAUAAAACUUGGGGAUCUUAUCGACAUUUGCGAAUACCGCAUCCAGAAGUCGAAUCCGUACCUACUGCUUACGUAUGCCAAAUGGUUUGUGGUGAUUUAGAUUCUUUUCGUUGGAUGGAAAAUAUAUCAGUUGAUUCUCAUCGCAAAGAUAUAGUACGUGUAGUCUAUUCGUCCAUCAACUUUAGAGACGUAAUGCUAGCAACUGGCAAAUUAACUUCUGAUUUCACAAAAUCGGGACAACUUCAGGACAUGAGUCUUGGACUGGAAUAUGUAGGAUACGAUGCCAAUGGACAGCGAGUAAUGGGAAUUUCUCAUAAUAAGUAUGUAAUAUAUAAUAUACAUAUACAGGGUGUUUCAGAUCAAACGCUGGUUCUUGAAGAAGUGGAUAGAUUUCGAUAACGUGAGUAAAAAAUGUCCGUACAAGAAAAUUGUGGGGUCAAUAGUUUUUGAAUAAAAUGCAUUUGAAGUUAACCAAUUACGGGGUUCGCAUUUCGCGCCAUCAGGAGCGGCGCGGCAUGAAUCAUUCUUGUUUGCAAUACAUUCUGCCACAUCAAUUAUAUAUCGUUUAGAAAUUAUUAUUAACACUAUCAUAUUAGUAAACAUAAAAAUAAAACUCAAUUGUUUUAAACAAUCGCUUGUGUAUCCACUCUUAAAAAAGGCAUGAGAAGUCGAUAGUCGAAUAUAUCGAAAUCUCGAAAGUAUCAAAGUGUAUUGUUGCAGUUUUAUCGCGACGCUGAUUGGUUAUCUCAAUGUUGUCAUGUGCAAAAAUA